AGGUUAAAAAAACUGAUUGAACAAGAAACAACUUACCAAUCUAAAAAAGAAAAGGAGAACCACAAGAAAAUAAUCAAACUUCGAGAUGAGCUUACAAAGCUGAAAUCGUUUGCAAUAAUUGUGGUCGAUGAGCAACAGAGGUUAACGGAGCAGUUACAAGCACAAAGUGCCAAGAUCCAGGAACUAACAUUAACCACUCAAAAAGCACAGGAUAAGCUCGCCAUUGUAGAAGUAAAGGCAGAAGAAGAAGAGCAAAAAGCAAACAGACUAGAAAUAGAACUUCAAACUCAGGAAAGUAAGUUCUUCCAAGAGCAUGAAUCCAUGAUGGCCAAACUAACCAGCGAAGAGACUCAGAACCGCCAACUCAGAUUAAAGCUGGCAGCACUUAGCAGACAAAUAGAUGAGCUCGAGGAAACAAACAAGACUCUGCGUAAAGCGGAGGAUGAACUUCAUGACCUAAAGGAGAAGAUGAAUAAGGGAGAAUGUGGAAACUCCAGCCUUAUGACAGAAGUGGAGGAGCUGAGAAAACGUCUGCUCGAAAUGGAAGGCAAAGAUGAAGAGCUUAUGAAAAUGGAGGAACAAUGCAAAGAUCUCAAUAAAAAAUUAGAAAAAGAAGCCUCGCAAAGCAAAACUCUAAAAGUUGAAAUUGACAAGCUAAGCAAAAGGAUUAAUGACCUGGAGAAAUUGGAAGAUGCAUUCAGCAAAAGUAAACAAGAAUGUCAAUCCAUUAAAAGUGCCCUGGAAAAAGAACGAGCCAACAGCAAGCAAUUGUGUAAUGAACUAGAAAGUUUAAAAGUUCGAAUCCGGGAGCUGGAAGCUAUUGAAGUAAGGCUUGAGAAAACUGAAACUGUACUCAAAGAGGAUCUCACCAAACUGAAAACCUUAACAGUGAUGCUUGUAGAGGAAAGAAAGACCCUUACUGAAAAGAUCCGACAAACUGAGGAGAAGCUCAAGUCAGCCAAUUCACAACUACAGCAGGAGCAAAACAAAGUGACGUCCAUUACAGAAAAACUGAUAGAUGAAAGUAAAAAAUCUCUCAAAUCCAAGACAGAAUUACAGGAAAAGCUGCAAACUGUCACUAAAGAAAAUGAGGAGCUAAAAUGCAAACUCAGAGGAGAGGAAGAAAAAGGCAAUGAUCUUAUGUCCAAAGUGACCAUCCUUAAGAAGAAACUGCAGUCACUUGAAUUAAUUGAAAAGGAGUUUCUGAAAAACAAAAUGAAGCAGGAAAAUAAGCAGUCAGAAACACUGUACCAGGAAAACAAUAAAAUCAGAGAACUUACUCAAGAGGUUGAAAGGUUAAAACACACCCUUAACCAGAUGAAAGCAAUGGAAGAUGACCUCAUGAAAACAGAGGAUGAGUAUGAAUCUCUGGAGAAAAGAUAUUAUAACGAGCAGCAGAAAGCCAAAAUGUUUUCUGAGGAACUUGAAGUAGUGAAAAUGGAACUUGCAAACUAUAAGCUUGCUGAGAAAUCAGGAUCUUUUCAAGAAAAAAUGCUGUUGACUAAGCUAAAGGAAGAAGAGGCAAAGUCUGGCCACCUUUCAAGAGAAGUUACAGCCUUGAAGGAGAAGAUCCAUGACUACAUGAAAACAGAGGACACAAUUUGUCGUUUGAAGGGAGAUCAUUCAGUUCUUCAGAGGAAACUCACACAGCAAGAAAACAGGAACAAAGAGCUAACAAAAGAAAUGGAAAACUUAUCCAAGGAACUUGAAAGGUAUCGCCGUUUUAGCAAGAGCCUCCGGCCCAGCCUCAAUGGAAGGAGAAUUUCAGACUUUCAAGUGUUUUCAAAGGAAGUGCAGACAGAGCCAACAUAUAAUGAACCACCUGAUUACAAAAGUCUUGUUCCUUUGGAAAGAGCAGUCAUAAAUGGACAAUUAUACCAAGAAAGUGACAAUGAGGAUGAUGACACACAAGACGAAGACUCUCCUGUUGCUUUCAAAUAUAACACAUCCAAUAACAAUAGCUUAAAUAACAACAGAAAAUUAGUAUCACCAUGGACAAAAUCUAACCAACAGGCACAAAAUGGUAAGGUACAUUUAAAACAGAAUGGAAAUUACAUCCAUCCAGGAGAUAUGGUCCUUACACAUACGCCAGGUCAACCAUUACAUAUCAAAGUUACACCAGAUCAUGGACAAAAUACAGCCACUCUUGAAAUAACCAGCCCUACUACAGAGAAACCCACACUCCUUUACAAGCACUGCUGUGAUACCAAACUGUGGCACUCCAAAACAAAGGAUAACAAUCAUUCAAAAUGGUUCCUUGACUCCUGCAAAAUCAAAAGUAGUAGAUGGAUAUGUCACACCAGAUCAAGUGGUGUCACCCUUUACAAUGACUUCUUUUGUAAGACCCAGGUCACCCGACUCAUGUGGUUCCAUAACGCCAGACAGAACAAUGUCCCCAAUCCAAGUACUGGCCUUAACUAGUUCUUCAAGUUCUCCAGAGCGUGUACUGUCACCAGAACCAAUGGAAGUUGGGGGAACUCAUGCUGUAUUUCGAGUAUCACCCGAUAAACAAGCAGGAUGGCAGUUUCAAAGGUCAAACAGUUCUAGCUCAACUUCAAGUGUCAUAACUACUGAGGACAAUAAAAUUCAUAUCCAUCUAAGAAGACCCAGCAGCCCUUUCACUCCAGUACAAGAGAAAAGACACUCACUAACUAAUGGAAUUCAAAGUAAACCCACAAAUAAAAUCACCAACAGCAUUACCAUAACCCCAACUGCUACUCCACUAUCACGGCAGUCACAAUUUACA
Molecule: messenger RNA, 2746 nt
Organism: Staurois parvus
Lineage: Eukaryota; Metazoa; Chordata; Amphibia; Anura; Ranidae
Source: the annotation of a GenBank genome assembly